Messenger RNA from Thunnus maccoyii (southern bluefin tuna), 1771 nucleotides. It is a transcript of the gene mrpl20, whose product is annotated as mitochondrial ribosomal protein L20. The record is from RefSeq and is a predicted model, not a curated record. Gene Ontology annotation, cellular component: ribosome. Gene Ontology annotation, biological process: ribosomal large subunit assembly; translation. The transcript has 4 exons. Gene Ontology annotation, molecular function: rRNA binding; structural constituent of ribosome. Lineage: Eukaryota; Metazoa; Chordata; Actinopteri; Scombriformes; Scombridae. The coding region runs from base 151 to 600 and encodes 149 amino acids.
AAACCCGUCAGUAGUACAACGGCGUGUGUACAAGUGAACUCUCGUAACAGCUACAACCGAGUCUCAUGUGGCGCAGAGUUAAGGUCAUAUAAUCCGGUGUUUUCUCUCUGUUUAAAGGGAGUUUGUGGUGAAGUUGACUGGAGGACAGAAAUGGUGUUUCUGACGUUGUCUUGUUGGAUCAGAAGUCGUGGACCCGACAGAUAUUGGAAAGUCCAAGAACUUCUCAAGCAUGCACGGCACUUCAGAGGCAGGAAGAACCGCUGCUACCGCCUGGCUGUGCGGGCGGUCCGGAGGGCUUUCGUCUACGCCACCAAAGCUCGGAGGCUCAAGAAACGCAACAUGAGAACGCUCUGGAUCACACGCAUUGCUGCAGCGUCACGCGAGCACGGCAUGAAGUAUCCCGUCCUCAUGCACAACCUCACAAAGAGCAGCGUUCAGCUCAACCGACGUGUUGUCAGUGACCUGGCCGUCACAGAACCUCGGUCAUUCCUCUCCCUCGCGAAGCUGGCGAAGGCUCGGCAACAGGAAGGAUUCUGUGCAGCGUUGGGUGACGGCAAAGAGCCUCCUGGUGUCUUCUCCCGUGUUGUGGUGCUACACUAGCGGACUUGUUACAGUUACAGACUUCCAGUUGCUAUGUGGUUUAACGGGGCAGAGCUCUUGGUUUGUGGAGAUGUUCAUGAAACAACCAGACACACACUCACCUUCUUGCUUUACAGUUUCAAGAUUCUUUUUUUUUAAAGAAAAAUUAAUGGAGUCAAGUCAGUUUGUGUUUAUUUUUGUGAUACUCUGUUCUGUAAAUGAGACCAGGGUCUAGCCGCCAUUGUAAUAUGGGUCGCUUUGUGGAAAGGUGUCCACUUGGGGAGAGUGAUAACUGGCUGACCAGAGUAGACUAUUUUUGUGAUGCACUGACUGAACUCUGUCUCUUGCCUGCACCAUUUAUAAAUCAGCUGACAUGCGUAUAUUAUGGAGUCUCAUAUUGGGUCAGCCCCACUUUAGUCUUUGGUGUAAAAAUAAAUAAAUUUCCUCUGUCACUUGCCCCUUGUCCUUAGGGAGAUCUGAAACAGAGUUACUAAAGCUAUGUCCCUGAAGUGGAUAAGGAUAUAAAGUCUUGCUCAAGGACACUCCAUCAGUAGAGAUGAUUUUUGUUGCAGUGCCUUGAUCCUUGGCCUUGAAGGACAGACGGUUUCUCUACUAAUGUUUACCCUGCUGUCAGAAAGCAAAAUGCAUUUAUGAAAAGAGAAUUUGACACUGAAUUUUCCUGUUAUCCAGACUCUUGAUGACAAUAGACAACUCUCUAAUAUUGUUGAAACAUCUUUACAGGGGACUAGUGAUUCAUUCAAGAGUAUUUCUGAAAUUGUGUUUUAAGUCAUCAUAAGAACAUCAUCAUAAUCCAAGACAGAAGCUAACAUUAAAUAGCAUAGCAGCUGUGUGUCCACAGACAGACCUGCUCGAUUCACUGAUUUUCAUCCAACAUCUCUAUCACGCCUACCAGAGAUUUCCUACCAACAGAUGCUCCUCAGAAGCCCUCCUGAUUACCUCCAGUAUCAUGAUAGAGAAUGUGAUUAUCAAUAACCACCAUCUUCCCCGUGUAAAUCAUAUGCAACCUUUAAGUUAUGACUGGAUGCGGAUGGAUUGUGAGUUUUUUUUGUGAGGUUGUGACCUCAGACUUUAUCAUGUGAUGACUUUUGUCUUUGUGUAAAUAUAUAUUUUGCCAUUUCUUGUGGUAUGAUUGUCCUCUUAAUGUUUAGUUCAUUAAACAUUUUGAUAUAUA